Molecule: messenger RNA, 2067 nt
Organism: Penicillium odoratum
Lineage: Eukaryota; Fungi; Ascomycota; Eurotiomycetes; Eurotiales; Aspergillaceae
Product: TolB family protein
Exons: 3
Coding region: 1-2067 (688 amino acids)
Source: RefSeq, a predicted model, not a curated record
AUGCGAUUCUGUGCAGCUAUUACAGUUGCAGCCAUUGCAGCCGUCUCUAGUGCUGCAAGCUGCCCCUAUGCAGAGCGUGCCGCUGCCGCUGCCGCCGCCCCAGGUUGUCCGUAUGUAAAGCGUGCUGCUGAAGCUGCUGCGCAAGAUGCCCAUGGUCUCAAGCUAUCCAAGCGCGGAGCGAUUAAGGGCAAGAAAGGUAUAUUUUAUAUGAACCGUAUUGGACCAUCGGGAUCACAGUUGUGGAUUGCAAAUGCCGAUGGCACCAACAAGACUCAAUUGAUGGGCAACCAGACCAAUGCCUUUGACUACCACCCCUCAUGGUCACAAGACGGCGAGUGGAUUGUCUUCACGAGCGAGCGUCGUGGAGCUGGUCAGUCCGAUUUGUAUCGCGUGCGGCCGGAUGGAACAGGGCUAGAGAUCCUUGCUGAUACAAACUCUGUCGAAGACGCUGGUGUCCUGUCGCCAGAUGGAAGUCAAGUUGCCUAUGUGUCGACACAGGGUAACUAUACAACCAAUAUCUGGGUCAAAGAUCUGAAAACUGGUCUGGCGCACAACUUGACUGAUACUGCUGCCACCCGUAGCAGCAAGAUCUGGCCCUCUGGUCACUUUCGUCCCUCUUGGUCUCCUGACGGAGAAUGGAUUGCCUUCAGCUCUGACCGUGACACUGACUGGACUGGUCACAGUAACGGUACUGGAUGGGAGCACACACAGAACCUGGGUCUGUAUGUGGUCAAAAAGGAUGGCCGUGGUUUCCGCAAGCUGGCUUUCCAGGACGGUUAUGCACUUGGCACUCCACAGUUCUCCGGCGACGGAAAGCGUGUCAUCUAUAAUAACAUCACUCGGGAAAACACCUACUAUGCUCAUGGUGUCUCCGCACAGCAGGAGUUCAUUGAAUCCCAAAUCUACAGUGUCGACUUUGCUACUGGCAAGACCAUCGUCGCCCACACUUCCGGCAGCUACCCUAAAUUUGGUCAGCACUACAUUGGAAACUCUAGCAACAUUGGCUACUUCAUCAAGGCUGGAAGCUACGAGGGAAUCCACUACACAAAGCCCGACUCUACCCACAAAACCUUUAACCUGACCAACCUCCGUGACCCCUGGUGGUCUCCUGACGGAUCGAAGGUGGUAUACAGUAUCCCCAACUGGACCCAACAAGCCGCCGACCUAGAGCUAUUCAGCUACGACAACGACUGGGCCUACCGCUACAUGGACGUAUUUCCCACACACAACACAGUCGUCAACCGCAUCGCAAGUACCCAAAAAGUCCUCGGCAGUGCCAACGGCUCCCUAGUCACCUCGGACACGCUCUACAACGACGUAACCACGGCCCUCAACUCCUACUCCAUCUACUCCAACAGCAACACCACCGAAGUCGAAUACCUCACAGAAGGAGAAGCAGGCGCCUUCCAACCCACCUGGAACCCAGAUGGAACCGAGCUUCUGGUCGGUUUCGGCGGCUGGUUCGCUGACCGUACCAUUCUUCCCGCCGCUAUUAUUCACGCUUACGCAAAUGGUACCUCCUUCAGUACCCUAACGCACAAUACAUCCAUCAACUCAGGAUUCCCCUCCUGGUCCCCUGAUGGAUCGGCUUACGUAUAUCGUGAGUGGAACAUGGAUACAGGCGCUCCGGAGGGUUUGAAAAUUCACAAUUUCACGACGGGCGAAACUCACAGUCUGACGAAAGGCUGGGAUAACACUCCCGGCUGGUCACCUGAUGGUGAGAGGAUCGUUUUCACCCGUAACAACAACUGGACUAUCUCGUAUGGAUCCCGCUGGUAUGAGGAUCGUUUCGAUAUCUACACCAUCCGUCCUGAUGGGUCGGAGUUGACUCGUGUUACGGAUAGUUUGUCCAACGAUGCACACGCUGUCUGGUCCCACGAUGGUCGUAUCAUGUGGAGUACGGGUAUGUACGGCUUUAAGGAUGAAAGCUCCUUGUUCGACAACACUUUCCAGCCUUAUGGACAGAUUAUGGUCAUGAAUUAUGAUGGUACGAACAAGACUCUACUUACUGAUACUAUCUGGGAAGAUUCGAUGCCGCUUUACAUUCCCAAUGAGUAUCUUGAGUAG